Molecule: messenger RNA, 228 nt
Organism: Clunio marinus
Lineage: Eukaryota; Metazoa; Arthropoda; Insecta; Diptera; Chironomidae
Source: the annotation of a GenBank genome assembly
AUGAACAAAAUGAGAAGAAGUUCAUAUCUUUCCAUAUGUGAAUAUAAAUCUUCAAUAAGCGAAUUAAUUUCUCCAGUCCAAGCAGCAUCAUGCUGUCAUAUACUAAAGAUUAAAGAAAACAAAGAAAAUUAUUUGAAUUUUAAAGAAGAUAUUAGACUUUACCCUAAAGCUGUAGAUGACGAGUAUGAUGUUAAUAUGUCUUGUUAUUUACCACAUAUUUACGAAUGA